AUGCCUGUCAUCCCCACACUCGUCGUCCGAGACGAUUCGAGCAGCACCAGCACCAGCAUGACCCCGACCAUGAUGAAACUUCUGAUCGCACUCGUCGUCCUGGUCCUGUUCGGCAUCUGCCUCACCGGCGGCCUCUUCAUCCUCCGCGCUCGCCGAAAGGCCAAGCAGAUCGAGAAACUCACCCAUCUUCCAUUCCACGCCAGCAGCCCUUCUUCCAAAUCCUCCAGUCACCGCCGCCUUACCGUCAUCACUGCUCCUCAUGGUCGCCACUCGAAACCCAUCAAUAUCUACAAUGAGAAGGAGAUUUUGGUCGAAGACUCUUCGCGACCCGGCUCGCCUGUAAGCCCAGUGCCCGAGAUCCGCAUCACCUUCCCUGAAGAAGAGAAUGAAGCCGGGAAAAGCAAGUCCGGACGCGUGGUGGUGGUCCGCAUCAGCGAGACAGGAGGGUUGGGAUUGGAGCCCUAUAGCGACGAACACUUACCGGCAUACCAGCAAUCGGACGCUGAGAGGUUCCAGUCGCUGGACUUGGAUAGGAUGGGUGGCUUGAAGGAGGUGGAGCGGGGUGAAAAAGUGUGA
Messenger RNA from Letharia columbiana, 576 nucleotides. RefSeq lists its product as uncharacterized. The record is from RefSeq and is a predicted model, not a curated record. NCBI's taxonomy places the organism in Eukaryota, Fungi, Ascomycota, Lecanoromycetes, Lecanorales, Parmeliaceae. Bases 1 to 576 code for a protein of 191 amino acids. The transcript has a single exon.